AUGUUACGUCCGCCGUUUCCGCGCUUCUUCUAUAACACUCAAACGACGCCGACAACCAAUGAACCUUCACUGAAUAACAAUACCUAUGUAUUUGUCCAACCUGCUCCAUCGACUAAUGCGCUCGGACUUGAACGCAGUAAUUCGCCCCACUCGGUUGACGGCUCCACCGCGAUCCGCACCCGCAACCAAAAUCGAAAGCGCCGCGGCACCGAAAACAGUCUGCCCGUAACGCUUGACGCCCUUGAAGUUCGCGCCGAUUUACGGAAAGAGAGCGACAAGGAGCAAGAACCGGCUCCGGACAAGCAGCAAUCAGAACCAGUAAAAGACUUGCCUGCGCCUGUAUCAGAGCCGACCACCCCAACGGUUGCAGUUACUCCUGUACGCAAGGAACCCAAAACACCUGCACAACCCAAGAUGGAGCCCGCUCCCGACUAUCAGGUUCCAUUUCCUCAGGUGCAGGACCCAACGUCCAGAGCUAAACGCUCGGGAGACUGGGAGCGCGACCAGGCAGCCCUCCGUUCGCCCACGCUCUCGGCACACUCUAACACCUCGGGCUCGCAUACUACCGCACCUACAUCCGCCUCGACGGCCAACACCAGCGCAGGCGCACUCACCAUUCCGGGCGCGUACGAUUCGGGGAGCGCAUCGGGUGGCUCGGGCCUCGAGACCACCCCGACGCGCGAAACUGUCGCCAAGGCCAAGCGCGGAAGUGCCGGGUCUGUAAGUGGGAACAGUACUAGCGCGGGCGGCGGGAGCAAGAACAGCAACCCGUCAUCCCAGGCGGGCUUCUACUCGCAGCAACAACUAGCGCAACAUUUGCCUCCAAAUCCAUCCCCGAUCCACCAACCGUACCGCGCGACGCCUCCCCCUCCUUCUACUGGGUCUCCUCAAAUCCAGUCCAUCCGUCCUGCCCAGGGCGGUUCUUCGCCUUCCCAGCCUCCUAGACAGGCUUAUGCGCCACCGCCCCCACCACCCGCGAUGGGAUCUGGCUCCACAUCCAGCUCGAUUGAUAGUUUUGAGACGCCCUCGCUCCAGACUGCGCGCUCAUAUCCUAACACGGUGACGACGACCAACUCGCCUCCUACUCUUCCAGACUCUCCGUCUCCUCCCGAAUUACAGAGUCCGCCGUAUGUCCCUCAGCUCAUUGGGGCUGGUCCUACCGCUCCUACUCUGAGCACCGUCGUCAAUCUCAUCCAAGCCCAACCAGUCCCUAUAUCUCCUGUCCAUCCGCGUCCACAACAUCGGACUCCAGCUAGCGUGCUUGGACCGACCAAGAUGCAAGAAUCGUGGACGGCUGCAGUUCCACUUGAUGACCCGAUUGACGAAAUGCCCGACCGUAAUCAUUUGAGGAGCCCGCGGGAUGGUGCUGCUGCCCUACGCGGCCAUCGCGGGACGGGUGGUGGUUCGAUUGAUUUUAAGGAAAAUAACCCUACUGCUGCAUGGGCACAGCAACAGCAGCAACAGCAGCAGCAGCAACCCGAAAGGCAGGGUUCUAUCCGUCGCCCCAAGGUCGUGACGCAGACAUCGACUUCGAGUGUACCUCAAUCUCAUCCCCAGCCACCCAUGACGCGCAAUGCCACAAUGCCGAUCACCACGCGCUAUGAGACCCUAUCUCCUCCUCCAAUUCACCAACAACACGGUGGUUUGCAUCUAGACUUGCACGAUAAUCAAUCCAAGGCCGUCCCUGAGAAACCACAACCUGCACCGGCGCCUCCCAGAAUCCAAACUGGUCGUGGACCAUCGCCUAGCCCGAAUUUGAGAGGACGCCAGCCCGCUCCUCCUGCUCCCGCCCCUGCGGCCAACACGCCACCUUAUUCAUAUGAUGAUCCUUAUCGCAGCCGGUCCGGUUCGCAUGCAUCGUCGUUUGCUCAGCAACAGCAGCAACCACCCAGAGCCCCUCCCCCUGUCCAACAACCUCAGUGGGGUGCGCGCGCACCCGGAACUGGUAUUGUUCCGUUUAACGAAGAUCUCGACCACGAUGAACACGAGCACGAGCCUAUUCCGCCCAUGCACCAGCAACAGCGCCCGGUGGACCAAGCCGUUAUGGACUGGGCGAAUCACACUCAGAGCCAGCACCCACUUUCUCAUCCGAAUCAACCUCCUGUUCAGGCUGCUCCCGCCCCCGCAUCUGCCCGUGGUCGAUCCAGAUCCCGAGGCCGGGGCGAUCAGGCUCAAGUCCAACCACCGCCCAUGGAUCCUGCGACCGCGUUCCAACAGCAACAUCAACCCCAACCUCAGCAGCAGCAUAGGUCGCCUGAAGUCAACGGUCGUGCAGGGGGGCGAUCCCCCCUCCCUGCUCCCUCGGCUGGGCAUGGUAGCGGUUCGGGUAGUUCCGAGGCCGAAGACUUGAAGACUCCUCGUUCACCUUCGGUGCCCUUGCCCGGAGAUGGCGGCGGAUACGGCCAACGGGGCUUUGGAGGAUAUAGUAAUUUCAGCGUCGGCCCGCCUACGGUGAACCACAUCCAUACUCAGGAUAUGGGGUACCCCAAUGGGCAAGGGCAAAUGUACCCAUCGAUGGGUUUCGCGCAAUCUCAGUAUGCAUUACAGCAAAUGGGAGCCGGUCAUCAGGGAAUGGGCAUGCAUCAGAUGAAUGGCCGUCAAAUGAACGGGCGGGAUCCGCAUCACCAACAGUACAACUAUGGCUACCCGCAGGACCUGUCUUCCUCUGCGAGCGGCUCGUUCCUCGAUGGCUGGAACCAGUACCCUAACCAUAUUCGACCUUCGGCACCUGUUCCUCCCACUCCUAGCACUGGUAGUGGACCAUCCGUCGUCUCUGGUGAUAUUAGAAACGGCCAGCCAGGUCAUAUGACACGCGCCCAAACGGUGAUGUACAACCAUCAUCAGCAGCAGGUGUAUCAACAACCCUACAACUACGCCCAACAAUAUGCUAUGGAUCCGUACCGUGCCCCGUCGGUUGUGAGCUCGUUUAUGGCUUCUCCUUUUUCACACAAUCCAUUCCUGCCGCCGGUUGAACCGCAAAGCACUCAAUCGUCGCCGUCCCACCAGCCAGUCGGACUUCCUUAUGGAGGCAAGCGGUUCGGAGGACCGAGAAUGGGAACAAAGGGCAGUCGCCGCAGGCGCAUGAUGGAGGAGUACCGCCCAGAGAGCACUGUUCCCAACGAUACCGCGUCUGAAGCCGAGACCGAGGCAAAGCGUGUGCCCGAGGCUGAGACCGAGUUUGAGACCGAGACGGAGAUGGAAGAGGUCUGGCUCGAAGAGUCUGAUGACGAUGAGCUCGAGAAUGAGUUUCACCCUACGUAUUUCGUUAAUCCUGCCAAGCGGAAGAGGAGAUUUGAACAAAAGUGGGAGCAGAUGGUUAAACUCUUCCGCGAAAUCGAUCGCGAGACGGACGCGACGAUGAUCCUCGCUGCUGCACCUCCAGACCAGCACCAGACUCAUCUUUUGUUAUCUCGCUCGAUCCUGCGAGACACCAACUUUUCGCAUAUAGCACAGGAAGCCCGCUCCGUGUUUUCUGACAUCACCGUUGCCCGGCGACACCAGCGCUCCGAGACUUUGCGCCGAGCUCGCCAGGAACGACAACGCAAAAAGGCCUCUGACGAGCGUUUGUCGGCUGUUGCGCACUUGACGCUGGCCACGCAAGGUGGUGCGGACAACGUUGGCAGCGGGAGCGACGAGACGUCUGUUCCGACGCAGCAGACCGAUCAGGACUUGCGCAUGGCACUCGACGCCGCACGAGUGAGCUUGCAAGAGAUGCGACGGGUGUAUGAUGAGAUGGAGACGAGGCACCGUGAAGAGUCCAACAGACGUAAAGAAGAGUCAUUGACCCUCGAAAAACUCCUUACGUCUAUACUCUCAAGCAAAGCAGUCCAGCCCUCGUCUUCUUGA
Messenger RNA from Rhizoctonia solani, 3846 nucleotides. RefSeq lists its product as uncharacterized. The coding region runs from base 1 to 3846 and encodes 1281 amino acids. The transcript is spliced from 4 exons. NCBI's taxonomy places the organism in Eukaryota, Fungi, Basidiomycota, Agaricomycetes, Cantharellales, Ceratobasidiaceae. The record is from RefSeq and is a predicted model, not a curated record.